AUGAAGGAUGGAGGAGAUGACGAGUGGGUCAACCUGCCGAACAAGUGCGAAGUGUGUAAGUUUGUCAGCAUCGAGAUGAAGUCUGCUUUUGACGAAACCGGGAAAACAAAAGAAGUGAUCGACAGAAACUACCGCUUCAUCGACGGCAAAGGCGCAGCGCCGAUCAAAUACGUCAAAUCAGACCUGCGCUUCAUCGAGGUGGUGGAGAAUGUUUGUCAACGUCUGCUGGAGUACAACCUGCACAAGGAGAGAACCGGCUCCAACCGCUUCGCCAAAGGCAUGUCUGAGACCUUCUCCACGCUGCACGGUCUGGUCAACAAAGGCGUGAAUGUGGUGAUGGACAUCCCCUACGAGCUGUGGAACGAGACCUCCGCAGAAGUGGCCGACCUCAAGAAGCAGUGUGACACGCUGGUGGAGCAGUACGAGGAGGUGAUCGAGGACUGGUACAAAGGAGACCAGAGCGAGGACCUGACGACGCUGCUGUGCGCCAAACACGUCUUAAAGGGACAGGACACAUCGUGUCUGGACGAACGGUGGAAGAAGGGCGACCGCGCCGCCAUCGCCGAGGACAAGAAAGUCAAGAAGAGCGGCAAAAAGAAGGUAAAGAAAGACACUGAUGCAGAGGGCAAGAAGAACAAGGACAAAAAGGGGAAGAAAAAGAAGAAGAAGAAGUCCAAAGCUCCAGUGGAAAGCCAGGAUCCAGGGGCCACGCUGGGAGAGGACAUCCAGCCACAGGUGCCUCUGGGCGGGGACAGGACCGAGCUCUGA
This is a messenger RNA of Knipowitschia caucasica, 768 nucleotides long. Lineage: Eukaryota; Metazoa; Chordata; Actinopteri; Gobiiformes; Gobiidae. The record is from the annotation of a GenBank genome assembly.